This is a messenger RNA of Monosiga brevicollis MX1, 1164 nucleotides long. RefSeq lists its product as uncharacterized. The transcript has 6 exons. Bases 1 to 1164 code for a protein of 387 amino acids. Gene Ontology annotation, molecular function: signaling receptor activity; retinol transmembrane transporter activity. The record is from RefSeq and is a predicted model, not a curated record. Lineage: Eukaryota; Choanoflagellata; Craspedida; Salpingoecidae. Gene Ontology annotation, cellular component: plasma membrane. Gene Ontology annotation, biological process: vitamin A import into cell.
AUGCUGCGUAACCACUACAAGCGAUUGAACAGCAUAGCGCGCGGCCAGCGCAUCGUGGUGCUACCCCCGACGAUGUCUCCGGCUUCUGCCCUACUCAACUGCGCACAGUAUUUGGGAUAUCAAAUUUCGCACAUUUAUCUGGGAUGGCUUGUCAUGACAAUUAUGUUUAUCAUCAUCUUGGCUGCCAUUGUAUUUACCACGGUGUUACCGCUGGUCGACGUGUACGACGACUUUUUCUGGGGGCCUAUUGUGUUGACGGCGUUGCCCACCAUUCUAUGCAGCCUAGCGUUUUCCCGCUUGCAACUCUUGCUGGUCAAGCGGCGCUACAUGUUGGAUCGGGCUUCGGUAGCGGUCAAUCGUCGGCGCGAAUACCUUUUGGUCGAGUAUGGUUUACUCUUCUUCAAUGCCAUCUCGGGCGCUCUCAGCUGCAUCAAGCGUUGGAUCUAUACCUCCUUCUUUGCCGUGGUGUUUAUACCUCGCCUGGACAUGACGACCUUGCCAGCUGGUUAUGAAAGCCUGGAUAGCGGUGUGUGUGUGUGUGUGUGUGUGUGUGUGUGUGUGUGUGUGUGUGUGUGUGUGUGUGUGUGUGUGUGUGUGUGUGUGUGUGUGUGUGUGUGUGUGUGUGUGUGUGUGUGUGUGUGUGUGUGUGUGUGUGUGUGUGUGUGUGUGUGUGUGUGUGUGUGUGUGUGUGUGGUCGCACAUGGAACCUACAUGGGCAUGCUCAUGAUUGACGCGUAUUACGGCAACGCGGUCAUGAUCACGUUUGUGCGAAUCUUGCUGUCUGGGUUCGAGGAACGGCACGGGGCGUUGGAGGCUGUGUUCCGCCCUCGACGCUGUGUCUGUUGCGGGGCUCGUUCGCGCAAGCGUCGCGGCGUCUCGGGUGACUACGACGACGAUGACCUGGACCUGCGUCGGGACUUGCUGCUGGCACAGCACUACGUGGUGGAAGACUCGGGUCUCAAGGUGACCAUGACUUCGGCCAAGCGCCGGAUGGUGGCUCGGAAUCGCUGGUUCUUGGCCUGGACUUUAUUGCACAAUCCAGAGUUGCGCCGACAUCGUCGCAGCCACGUGACGGGUGCCUCCAUUUUCUAUGCGGAUGCCGGCCCUGCCGUCAGCGGGCCCCUUUCGCUCUCCGACGACCCCGGAUCCGAGGCCGAAGCCUAA